CAGAAAUUUCCCUGGAAGAAAUCCCCACUCUCUUGCUUUUCCCAGGAGAAUCUGUGGAAAUAACUCCGUUGACUUUUCGGGAACAUCGUGAAAUCGAUAAGAGGGAUUUUCUGUGGCGUAUUCAUUUGCAGUUUGAUCGUGAAACAAACAGAGUUACUAAAACUUUCAAUCACUCCAAGGAUUAUUAAAGGAACAAAGCAGAAUGUGGCGUUUGAUGGUGUUUUGCCUGCUGGCCACAGCAUGGGCAGAUGAUCCAGAACAUCCCCUGAGUCAGUCAUUUAUUGAUAUUGUCAAUGAGAAAGCCACAACUUGGCGAGCUGGUUCCAAUUUUCCCGAACACACUUCCCUAGCGUACAUUCGGGGAUUGAUGGGAGUUCAUCCGGAUGCUGAAAACUUCCGGCUCCCUCCGAAACUCCUCCAUGAGGAAUAUGAUGAUGAUUUGCCGGAGAAUUUUGAUUCUCGUGAGCAAUGGCCAAAUUGUCCGACAAUCAAUGAGAUCCGUGAUCAGGGUUCCUGCGGAUCAUGUUGGGCUUUUGGGGCUGUUGAAGCCAUGUCUGACAGAUACUGUAUCCAUUCCGAUGGCAAAAAGCACUUUAGGUUUUCGGCUGAGGAUCUGGUUUCGUGCUGUCAUACUUGUGGAUUUGGAUGCAAUGGUGGAUUCCCGGGAGCCGCUUGGAGUUAUUGGGUUCACAAGGGAUUGGUGAGUGGAGGACCUUUUGGGUCCAAUCAGGGUUGUCAGCCUUACGUUAUUGCUCCCUGUGAGCAUCAUGUCAAUGGAACCCGACCAUCCUGCGAGGGAGAAGGGGGAAAGACGCCGAAGUGUGUAAAGAAGUGUCAGGAGAGCUACAAUGGCAGCUACAACGAUGACAAACGCUAUGGGAAAUCCUCGUAUUCGGUGUCGCGUCAAGAGAAGCAGAUUCGGCUGGAGAUCUUCAAGAAUGGCCCAGUAGAGGGAGCAUUUACCGUAUAUGAGGAUCUGCUGAACUACAAGGAGGGCGUCUAUCAGCAUGUUCAUGGAAAACAACUAGGAGGACAUGCCAUUCGUAUUUUGGGAUGGGGAACAGAAAAUGGAACACCAUACUGGCUCAUUGCCAAUUCCUGGAACACCGAUUGGGGAGACAAUGGCUUCUUCAAGAUCCUCCGUGGGCAUGAUCACUGCGGAAUCGAGGGCUCCAUUUCAGCAGGACUUCCAAAAUAUUCUUAAAUUCUACAAAAAAAUUAUCAAAAAUAGACUUUUUUUCUGCGCAAAAAUAAAAAUGAGCAGGUUUUGAUGAAUUUGUGAGCCCCAUAAACAAAUUCGGCAAUAAACAUUUUUUACAGAUUCUGGUUUCUGAAA
Messenger RNA from Phlebotomus papatasi, 1336 nucleotides. It is a transcript of the gene CtsB, whose product is annotated as cathepsin B. The record is from RefSeq and is a predicted model, not a curated record. Gene Ontology annotation, cellular component: lysosome. Gene Ontology annotation, molecular function: cysteine-type endopeptidase activity. The transcript is spliced from 2 exons. Gene Ontology annotation, biological process: regulation of catalytic activity. Lineage: Eukaryota; Metazoa; Arthropoda; Insecta; Diptera; Psychodidae. The coding region runs from base 203 to 1204 and encodes 333 amino acids.